AUGAUAGAUAAUACAACACUUAUUAAAUCAGUAUUAUGUAAUAUACAUUUAAUAAAGUUGAUUGGUCAUUACUCGAGAUAUAUCAAUUACAAGAUUAAAGGUGAACUUCGAAACCAUAAUCGUGGUAAUGGAGAUGACGAUGAUCAAGACUUUGAUCAUUGGGCAGAACUGUCACUCGACUGUCUACUGUCAAACAGCGUCAGUUUGUUUCUUGGCAAAUUGAAUCAAAUCUAUCAACAUCGACAAGAUAUUGGGUAUGGAGACUACACACCCAAACCAGAAGAAGUGGUUACUGUAAAGACAAUACAAGAGUUUCUAAAGAGAGUACCUAGUCACCGACAAUUCUUUAAAUUGGUCGAGUUGGAACGUGUCAUGUUUCUCAAUUGUCUCGAACAAGAUGUCAAGUUGGUCGAUGUCUACUGUACAGCCGUUGUCACUACUACGGGUAACCCAUACCCAUUCAUCGAUUGUCGGUUAGUUGAAGCACUCUACGAGAUGGGGUUCAAAAGUGAUAGAAUGUCAGAGUAUAUCUUGAUACAGGGUAGUCGUGCAACCAGUCUCCUACCACUCAUUGAAGAUGACUCUGAACGUAGUCUUGUAGUAGAGUUACUUGACACUUAUCAAAAAUAUGAUCCAUCAUCAUCAUCAUUUACAGUACCGCCAGGGUGGUGUCUACCGCCACCCAAAACACUCGUGCUUGCUGAAUACCUAGCAUACCACGAACACCCUUCAAAAGAACGUAAAUGGGUACAAAUCCUAUUACUCAACUUUAUGUUGCAACUCAAACAGAGUACAUCGUGGAUUGGCAGUAUCUCAAUGAAACAAGAGAAAAAGAAUCAACAGUUGCGUGAUGUCUAUGGAGCAGGGUACGCAUCGGUCAUCAUGGAGCUUGUGCGUAGCUAUCAAACCAACAGACAACAAAUAACACAAAUCUACAACUUGGAUUACCUCAAAAUCAUUGCCAUGUCGAAAGCACGGGAUGGCUGGACCAGACAAUUUAAAACACUCUUUAGCACGGCCAUUGAAAAAAAGGAUCACGAUAUGGCAACAUUCAUUCUUAAAAGAUUACCAGAUCUAGAUUACAUAUCAAUAGAUCGUUGUACAUUACUCUAUUUUAAAGGUUUAAUUCAUUUUAUUAAAUUAUUUAUUAAUCAUCCAAAUUUUAAUUAUUAUUAUCAACAAAAUCAACAAAUUCAACAAAACAAUAAUAAUAACCAAAAUAAUAAUAAUAAUAAUAAUCAAAAUAAUAAUAAUGAUACUGAUAAUGAUACAGAUGAAACUAUUAGUCAAGAAAUGAUUAAAUUUUUAAUUACAAUUAAAUGGUUUCAUUUUAUAAAGACGGCAAUUAGAAAUAACUUUUUGGAGAUUAUUGUUUGGACAAGAACAAGAUUGGAUAAUUUGGAAGAGGUUUGGAAACAUUUACAAAAGAAAAAGAAACCAAUUACAAAUGUACAAACCAAUAUCAAGAAUCGUCACUUUUUUGGAUUUGUUCCUAAUAAUCCGUAUGGUCUAGUUGAAGCUCUGCCAACCGAUCGACAAGAAGCAGUCGUUUCACCAGACGAUAUGGAAUGUUUUCAAUAUUGUAUUGAACAUGAUCUAAUUUAUAAUGAUUGUGAUACUGAUGCCGAUCUCUAUUCACAAAAACCAUUUGGUGAAUAUUUGUAUCUUAAAAAAGUUUGGUUACGUCAAAAGGAAGGAGAUGGUGUUACUUUGGAAAAAGUAGAAAGUGGAGAUAAUGACAAUGACAAUAUCAAUGACAAUGAUCCAUCAUCACCAUCCUUUAUGACUAUUGAUCAAGAUAGUGGAUUCAACGAUAAACAAAUGGAGUUGUUGGCAAGGUAUCGUAGUGAAACUACUAAAUGUUAUCCAUUAGGGUUAGCCUAUUAUUUUGGUGACGUUGAUUUUAUAAAAUAUCUUGAACAACGUAAACCUACAAUUAUAACAUUGUUGGAUGCAACAAAUUUGUUAGAGUACACAAGUAUUUACAGUAUCGAUAGUUUAAUCAAGGUGACUGAAGUGAUUGACAAUCUAUUGCAAAUAUAUCGACCCAAUUUGGUUGGUGUUUUAGAAUUAAUGUUGAUCAAUCACAAACAACAUUUUGGAGCAAGGGCUGUUGAACAUCUAUUGGUACAAUUGGCUCGUCAACAAAAAUACAUCCCAUUCAAGAUUAUGGAUUUGUUGGUCGAUGAAUUUUGUAUGCUAUCAAGUACUAUUGGUAAUCACAAGAGUGAUAAUAUACUACAUUCUCGUCUUCACAUUACAUUGUAUUGUCUAAGAUAUGGAUAUCACCAAUUAUUGGACAAGAUGGAAGUCAUUGACGACAAACUAUUCAAUGCAGUCUUGACACGUCUAGACAACCCAUCAAACCCUUACUACUUUGAUGAACAAGACCAUAUAUACACCAAUUACCCCACUUUACUAGAGCUGAUAGACACUCAAUUCAACCAAUACUUUAAUGAUUAUCCAAUGGCAAAAAGAUCUUUUAAAAAUAAAGUUAAAUAA
Cavenderia fasciculata is the source of this 2502-nucleotide messenger RNA. RefSeq lists its product as uncharacterized. The transcript has a single exon. Lineage: Eukaryota; Evosea; Eumycetozoa; Acytosteliales; Cavenderiaceae. The coding region runs from base 1 to 2502 and encodes 833 amino acids. The record is from RefSeq and is a predicted model, not a curated record.